AUGUCCUCACCUGCGGUCAUGGAAAGAAAAUCACCUGAAACUAUGUUGAAGCAAUGUUACGUCGAAAUGACGGAGAGACUGUCCAGCUCGGCUCGGCGCGGAGCAAAGAGCCGACGCAGAGAAGUAAAAUUACUCAUUACUACUACGACGCAUCAUCUCUUGAAUGAUACAAAUUGCUGGCUUGAAUUAAGUCUGAUCAAGACACCCCUUUAUUCUGAAUCGUCAACGCUUUCCAAGCAGCGAUAUCGCAUCUCUUCAGAUAUCAUUAGCCAUGGAAGAAGAACUCCUCAAACAAACACCUGA
Molecule: messenger RNA, 303 nt
Organism: Botrytis byssoidea
Lineage: Eukaryota; Fungi; Ascomycota; Leotiomycetes; Helotiales; Sclerotiniaceae
Exons: 1
Coding region: 1-303 (100 amino acids)
Source: RefSeq, a predicted model, not a curated record